AUGACCGCCGCCAGCACCUCUCGCGUGGCCACCACUCACAAGCUUGAGCGCGCGAGGCCUGACCUGUUCCAGCGCAGCGACGCAAUCGGGCUACGCCACCUCUGCGGCCACCUUUCGCUGCUCGCGCUGACCGCUGCGGCGCUGGCCGUCUGCUGCACCACUGCAUCAGCGCUUGCCGGCCGCUGCUGGCCGCUGGCUGUCCUGGCGCACAGCGUCGUGCUCUCGCACCUGUACAUGCCCUUCCACGAGUCCACGCACGGAACCGCCUUUGAGAGCGCAUGGCUCUGCCAGCUCGUCGCCUGGCCGCUCGGCCUCCUAAUCUUCAUGAACGCCGACUCAUUCAAGUGGUUCCACCGCGAGCACCACGAGUUCACGCAGGCGUGA
Messenger RNA from Emiliania huxleyi CCMP1516, 384 nucleotides. RefSeq lists its product as hypothetical. The transcript has a single exon. The record is from RefSeq and is a predicted model, not a curated record. The coding region runs from base 1 to 384 and encodes 127 amino acids. Lineage: Eukaryota; Haptophyta; Isochrysidales; Noelaerhabdaceae.